Messenger RNA from Exaiptasia diaphana, 2294 nucleotides. RefSeq lists its product as uncharacterized. NCBI's taxonomy places the organism in Eukaryota, Metazoa, Cnidaria, Anthozoa, Actiniaria, Aiptasiidae. The record is from RefSeq and is a predicted model, not a curated record. The transcript is spliced from 2 exons. Gene Ontology annotation, molecular function: protein binding. Bases 85 to 2052 code for a protein of 655 amino acids.
CGGAUUCGUUUGGACACAUUGAAAAUCAACCUCUCAAAAACACACUAUAUUUUUCAAUGARAUUUCCGAAACCUUUUCUGAAACAUGACAGUUUUUCUUAAUGAAAUUCUAGUUCAUGUUUUUGACUACUUGGACGCUUUUUCGCUAACUAAAGUUUCUAYAGUUUGUAAGCAAUGGGAAAGUGUUUCAAAAACUCCUCGACUUUGGCGACGACUWGUUUUACAAAAAUGGUCUUCGCAGAAUUUCCUGUACCUGAACGUUCCUCUGACGUGYACARAUUGGCUAAAAGUCUACCAGGAUUUAUAYUUYAGAGGGAAAUUUUCUCCYGACGAUCAGAGAUAUUUUGUUUGUUGCCGAGUUGGYGAAGAUGAACUCGAAGCAGAUGAACUUCGCUCGGCUAUGWUGGCGCAGAUGACAAAGGUUACCAAAAAAUGGACUAUAGCUGAACCCUUUGAAGCAGAAGAUAACCGRAACUUUCCAGUCUUUAACUGCAACUUCGAYUUUUACUACGACACGCAUGAUUUUAUGUGGAAGUUUAUUGAUAAACGWCAAGAAUACAUUGAAGAUUUGAUGGGCUAUAAACUUUCAUCSAAGUUACAAAGAAAGUCUCGAUUCAUUCGACCGUAUCAGGUGAUGCCGAGCUGCCUAUUGUUGUAUCGAUGGCUGUCUUURUUUAGGUCGGUGGGUAGCGAYGAGCAUGGCUUGACAUUCUACAGAAUWUGGCGGUACCAUUUAAAGCAUAWAGAMACCGGUCUUCUUUUUGAAGUUUGYGAUUGGAAAGCAGCCAUGUCUUGUAGCUUYCUAAAAGGCAAGCCAUCURCUGGGAUAUAUAUGGAUGAUUGCCUYGACCUMAUGAAUGUACUCUCCCACCCCCACUUCAUCAUGCAUCCUCUGGGCCUCCCCCGUGGGGUGUUUCGAUAUGCCUCCCUACUAUCCCAACCACCUGGAAUWAGUCGGCAGACAUCRGUGUCAUCAUUGAUGUCAAACACCCCAAGAUCACUUGCUGGAUCGACUAACACCUUAGACAGUCGMCUGUCUGACAGUAAAGUUUGGUURUGGUCACUAAGUGGGACGGACAGUGAUGAUGAAUCUCUGAUAAAUGACGACAGUGGUUACUAUAGCAACUGUGAAUACUUCAUCAGCGUCAGUCACUGGGAUAUCGAAGAGCAGCACACCAUUCAAACAAGUGUWGCRGAGUCCUGGACAUUUGGCCAGUCAACCGAUAAACCRCAGUUGUACCUGUCAUUCGAUGCAGUGGAAGAAAAUUGGUAUUUUUAUUCWUAUGGAUCUGRUGAGACRGGAAAUGACCCUGCAACCUUGAMAGAAAACUUGUCAAAACACAUCAUAGACAACUCUGCAUUUCAUGGCUUGAACACAGAGCCAAUCCCAAGCUGCCUUGCUUUGUAUAGACUUAUUUGUUUGUUUGAUUUYGUGAACCACCAUUAUCGGUGCCUUGAGGAGUCGUCGCUUUGGUCCAUUACGCUCAUCCAUAAUGCAACAGGAGGAUUUCUAUGCCUGAAAGAUAAAAAUGGUUGGUUUGAAAUAUCAGCCUGUUUGACAGAUGAACUCAUGAAUGAYCUGAAACAAACCCAACGUACGACCACCAAUCCACAACAAACACACGACCACUCAGAUCACAACCAAUUUGAAGCAAUUGAAAUGGAUCCUACAGAUUGGAAUAACGAAUAUGAUGGCGAUGAUGACGAUGAUAGCUAUGAUGAUGAUGAACAUGAUUUAGAAACACUUGGUUCCAGUCCAGAAGACCACAAYAUGGAUGACCUUUUGCAUAGUGACCACAACAUGGUUGAAGUUCCUCAUAUAGAACUCCCCCCUGACAGUAUAAGCAAUGCUAUAGACUGGUACCACAAUGAACAAGACAGCAUUGAAGGUCAGGGGGAGGCAUUUGAGCCACUACCAAUCAUGGAAAACAGUGAAUUUGACAGUGGUAGUAAACUAGAUAGUUUUAAGUCUGAUGUGGUCACACUUUUAAAUUUACUUCUAAGUGAAAAAUUUGGUCAUCCUUAUGGAACUAUAGCAGGUUGUGUGGCUUAAAUAAAUCAUUCUCUGGGGUUCCUGUGGYAAAACAAAAGGGUGAAGACUGGGCCAGAGGCCUAUUUUGUCUUCACAAUAACAAAGGAAACCCACCAAAAAUAGGCUAAUAUAGAGGUGUGYAACUCAAAAUUUAAAUUAUAGAUAAUAUAUCAUAAGUUAUUCUCUGUUAAAAACCAUAUUUUGUUAAAACAUUGUUAAAAUAUGCUAGUGGGGCUCUUGAAAUAAAAAUGGUUUAAGGUUUA